AUGGCACCCGAAAUUACCCCAAACACAUUUCUCACGACCACGGAUUGUUCAUCAGGCCAGAAGACGACAAUCUUCUUCAUCUCCGGCAACCCGGGUCUGAUCGGCUACUACCACCCAUUCCUCUCUCUACUCUCAAAGUAUCUAGAAGACCCAAAAGAGGAAUAUUCACUAAACCCACCAUCAUUUCAAAUCUACGGCUGUUCUCUCGGCGGCUUCGAAAUCGACGAACACCACCAGCCUUCACCGUCGCCGUCGCCGAACGAUGGCAUUGAUCUCAGCCUGGAAGAUCAGAUUUGCUUUGUUCAGGGGAAACUUGCUACCCUGAUGGGAGACGAAACCAACGGUAACAGUACUGUGAAUUCCGGAAGCAGACAAAAAGUCAUCCUGAUCGGACAUUCUGUUGGUGCAUAUAUUGCCAUGGAAAUUCUACGACGGCACCGCGAAGCGAGGCCAGAAAGCACUUUCGAUAUUGUCGGUGGAGCAAUGCUCUUCCCGACAGUUAAGGAUAUUGCAGCGUCGCCUUCAGGACAGAAAUUGACGACUCUACUUUCGAUCAUUCCUCGUCUUGCGGUGGUGGUUAGUUUCUUCGCCCGACUACUUACAUUCCUACUUCCGGCAUCACUUCUUCGAUCUGUGGUCCGACUCUUCAUGGGUGAUCCACCGGAUCAUGCUUUGGACACUACCUGUUCUUUUUUGAAGAGUCCACGCGGAGUACGGCAAGCUUUACAUAUGGCUGCCGAUGAAAUGCGGACUAUCACUUCCGACAAAUGGUGUGAUGAUGUUUGGGGUGCUGCGUCGGCUCCUGAUCAGACGAGGGAUGAGAUUGUUGCCAUGCGCGGGCAGAAGGGAGGACAGGCGGGGCCGACUAUGGUUGUUUGUGAAGAAGGCUUGCCGCAUGCCUUUUGUUUGAAGCACAGCGAUGUGAUGGCGCGAGAAGUUGCGGGGAUGAUUAGGCAGAUUGUGGCCUAA
Molecule: messenger RNA, 969 nt
Organism: Penicillium griseofulvum
Lineage: Eukaryota; Fungi; Ascomycota; Eurotiomycetes; Eurotiales; Aspergillaceae
Product: bifunctional triacylglycerol lipase/ester hydrolase
Exons: 5
Coding region: 1-969 (322 amino acids)
Biological process (GO): lipid storage
Cellular component (GO): lipid droplet
Molecular function (GO): lipase activity
Source: RefSeq, a predicted model, not a curated record